CAACCUGUUGUCUCAAAGCAGGAAGUAACGUUAGUGAGUCGGAGCAGUUGGCCUGUGAAUGUGCAGUUUUCAUGAUGGCUGAUAGCCUGGAGGAGCGGAGUUUGGAUGUUCUUGAUAUUCCUGAUGAUUUGGAGGAUGACCUUCUCAUUCUCUACUUUGAGAACAAGCGGCGCUCUGGAGGAGGGAACGUGGACUUUUUGGAGAGACGUGGAAACCAAGCGUUGGUGGUUUUUGAAGAUGCUGAGACUGCUGUGAGAGUUCUCUCCAAGUCCCAUGUCCUCCUCAAUACCACACUGACACUGCGAAGGAAACCACCAAAAGACCCUGGAAAACUGUUGCUAAGAGGGCUCAAUCCACACACUUCCCUGGACCAUGUGGAACUUUUUAUGGAAAACAUUACUAGAAUGGCCUUUGAAACAGACUUCACCUUGUAUCCAUCUCCAAACAAGGACCUGGUUCUAGUACACCUAAAAAGACCUUUGCCUAAAGAUUUUCAGAUGCUUAGUGACGAAGUUUCCAAGAAGAGUCUAAAUGGAGCAAAGGUCACUCUGGAACAGGUAGAAUCUACAGACUCGGUUUUGGUGGCCAAUCUGUCUCCUGCCCACACAGAGGAUGUGCUGGAGCUCUACUUUGAGAGUAGUCGUGGUGGAGGGGCAGAUGUUCUCAGAGUUAGCAUGCUGGCUAACGGAUGUGCUAAAGUUUCUUUCAAGGAUGUGAAAUCUGUGGACUGCAUUCUCCAAAAAUCCCAUAAUUUGGAAGGUACCGAUUUAGUAGUCAAGCCGUACUUUGACUUCCUGCAUGCUUUGGUGGAUCAGUCAUCUGUGAGCGCUCAAGACGGGCCGGAAACAUUAACGGAAGAGAUAAACCAAAUUGACACGGUCUCAUCCCAAAGUCCUACUGUUUCUGACCCUGUGGCGAGCACCACCUCAGGACACGGCGCUGCUCUAACGGACAACACCACAAGUAUAGCGAACACAACUACUGCAUCUGCUACUGAGCCAUCUAUCCAGAAGGAAUGUGUUAGCUUUAUAUCUGUGCCUGAUGCCACUAAACAUCAGCUGCUCAGUUUGAGUAAUUUGCCUGAGAACCUCACAAAGGCUCAUCCGAAAUUUGAUGUCAGUCUAGCAAAAGAUGGCGUCCAAAUCAAAGGUCCUGACCAAAUUGAGGUUGAAAGACUUAAGAACAAAGUUCUGGAAUUCUUGACUGGUGUUGCGCAGGAGCACCUUACAUAUGACAAACUCAAAGUUGAGUUUCUUAAGAGGGAGGAUGUUAAAAAGAGGUUAAAUUUGACUUUAAAAGAUAUACCAUCAACCUUCAGUGUGUCAGACUAUAUGGUCACUGUAACGUCUUCAUCCCGUAGCGCAGUCAAGCAGGCCCAAGACCUGAUACAGUCCCAGAUAGCAGAGUUUACUGUGCCGAUGGCCAAAGAAUACGAGAGUGUGGUCUUCUCAGAGGAGUGGUCAGACUUUCUGGUGGCGCUGGACUUCUGCUGUGCCAAAGUAUCCGACACUGGUGGAAUGAUUACUGUGGUUACCCUGACAGGGAUGGAAAAGGACAAAAAAGACAAGAUCGUUGAGUUUCUCAGCACACCACACCAGAAGGAGACAGUCCUGUCUAUGGAACCAGGAAUGCUCAAAUUUCUGCAACUCCAUCAUCGAGAUCUACUGGCAGACAUGGGAGAGGUCAUCUUAUUCCCACUGGAGACUGGAGAUGGAUUGAGUAUCCAGGGAGAUUCGACUGUGUGUCAAUCGGCGACGGAAUUAUUAAGUGCUAUUAUUGGCUCAAUCUAUACAAAGAACAUUGUGGUCAAGCAGCCUGGCAUUUCCCGAUUCCUGCUGGAGGAGGAGGAGGGUGUCAGCAUACUGGCAGAGAUGACAGCCAAAUUCGAAGUCUACAUAGACAUGGCGAAAGUGCGCUGGGAGCCUCUAGAAGACAAUGACAUAUUGGAGCUGGCAUUUAAAAUGACACACUGUCAAAACUUCCAGAGAAGUUCCAGUGCAAAUUUCAUUCAGGAAUCCAAUGUUGGAGUACCGAAUGGGUGCAACUCUAAUGAUGCAUGUACUUCAGCUCGUAUUGAAGAAGCUAAGAAGAUGUUGGCAGUUAUUGGCAGCGAUUUAAACCCCCAACCUUCUAGUUUAGGAUCCAUUGACAUAGAAUCUCAAGAUCUGUAUUCAGACCAGAGCCAAGAUACCUCAGCAGUGGCAGAAGAUGAGGCUGACUCACCCCGUUCACUGCAGACCCUUGACCUCCAGAGCUCCUCUACACCCAUGAACGCCUGCAGUCUCGACGAAGACGCAAGCCUCUUAUUGGCGAUUCAGCUAUCAAUGGAGAUCAACCAGAGCACGGAAACAGAGGACAUCCAGACGGCUCUAGAACUUUCCAAGAGAGACUCCAUGCCAACCGAGGAGAACAUACAGCUGGAGAGAGCAUUUGAAAUGUCAUUGCAAGACGCCAUCAAGUCAUCCAAUACAGCCGAGAUCUUCGUAUAUGCUAACUACAACCAUGAUCUUGUAAGGGUGGACAUCGCAUUGGGCAAGAAGGUUGGAAUGAGACAGUGUGAGGAGAAGAUCGAGAACAAAAACUUGAGGAAACUCUCCUCCCAUCAGAAGAAAUGCAUAGAGCUCAUUAAGAGGAAGCAUGCCGUGGAAAUCAGCAUCCAGGGCACCACCGCCAUCCUCUCUGGCUUUAAAGAUUACGUCUCUGAGGCCCUGAUUGACCUAAAGAAUGUCCUGAGACGGACAGAGAACAUGAUGAACGAUGCUGAAAUCGUAAAGGCCGUGCAGUGGGUGUGGUACGAGCAGGGGUCAUCUAAGGCGAUACCGUACCCACCAGAUGCCACUGUGUUCAUUGAGAAUGCUUGGAGAAUAAAGCAGAAGAAGAUUGAUAUUUUGUUCAACAAUCAGCCAUACAGCAUUGACUUUGAGAAGAUGGAAGAGCAUAGUUUGGCAUCCGGAAAAUCUGUGCCUAUUAAACGGAAAAUGCUAAGCACGGAGGACUUGUACACGGAUGCUACUGAUGAAGAUUACAGCCUGCUGUCCAACAUGCCUGAAGUGUCUACCGUGGAUGUAGAUUCUGAUGAAUUUCAAGAGGUGGUCAAAGACUUCUAUGACACCCUUCAGGACAACCACAACAAAAUCAAAAUCAUUAAGGUUGAGAAGCUCAUGAAUAAACUUCUGAAUGACCAGUACAGGUUGAAAAAGGCCAGCAUUGAACGGAGCUCCUCAGAGCAACAAGUGGAACGCAUCCUCUACCACGGCACCAGUGAAACCAGUGUGAAGGAGAUAUGCAUUCAUGGCUUCAACAGGAGCUUCUGUGGAAAAAAUGCGACUGUGUAUGGUCAGGGUGUCUACUUUGCGGUAAACGCUGUGCUCUCUGUGUCAGACACCUACUCCCCACCCAAUGCAGACGGGCACAAGUUUAUUUUUGUGGCCAAAGUGCUCACCGGAGACUUCACUGUGGGAAAACACGAGAUAAAAACAGCUCCGCUUAAGGAGAAUUCUGCCGUACCGGUCAGAUACCACAGCGUGACCGAUCAGAUCGACUCCCCGACUUUAUUUGUCAUCUUUAAUGACACACAAGCUUAUCCACAAUACCUGAUCACAUGCAAGAAGAUCUACGGUUAAUAAAAUGCUUAUGUUGGCAUGCAUUUAUGAUAUCCCUGGCAAUCAUGUCUAGUCAUCAUUGAACUGGGGUUUAAGAUCUGCUCUUACUUUACUGUUGAUGGACUGUUGUACUUUAAGUACGAUUUUGUCUGAACAACAGUUGAGUGUUGUCACUCUGUUUUCUUUAUUUUUGUGAAUAAUUGGAUUCUUAUGUAUUGAAAGUGACAGAACAUUUUUAUAUUUUGCUGUUUAAUCAUUGCUGGAUUUAAACAAAUGUAUUAAAUCAUAUAAGAAAUGUUUUGCUUUAAGCCUGCCAGAUUUACAUCACUCACAUUAAUAUUUUUCGAAUGUCCAAAAUAAAGUAAAUAAAUGCUGGAACAAAGUAAAUAUCUAUC
Messenger RNA from Rhinichthys klamathensis goyatoka, 3997 nucleotides. It is a transcript of the gene parp10, whose product is annotated as poly(ADP-ribose) polymerase family member 10. Gene Ontology annotation, cellular component: cytoplasm; nucleus. NCBI's taxonomy places the organism in Eukaryota, Metazoa, Chordata, Actinopteri, Cypriniformes, Leuciscidae. The transcript has 12 exons. The record is from RefSeq and is a predicted model, not a curated record. Bases 72 to 3623 code for a protein of 1183 amino acids. Gene Ontology annotation, molecular function: nucleic acid binding; NAD+ poly-ADP-ribosyltransferase activity; transcription corepressor activity. Gene Ontology annotation, biological process: negative regulation of gene expression.